CCUUAGUUUGAGGACCCCUGCACUAGUAUGAUAAGAGCCCUCUCCAUUAAGGAUUGAGCAGGGAGCCAGGGAGACUAGUUGGUGAUCUCAGAGAGAACUGAGGCAUUUUCUGCUUUCCAUCUUUGCAGGGAUCCUGAAAGACUAUUUGCGUGAAUUACCCACUCCUCUCAUCACCAACCCACUCUACCAAGUGGUGCUGGAAGCCAUGUCCAAUCGGGCUGUGGGGCAGGAAGCGAAGGAGGCUUCAACAACAACGGCUCUUCUGGACUGCUUACCAGAAGCAGAGAAGGCUACCCUGACCAUGCUGCUGGACCACCUCAGCUUGGUUGCCUCUUUCCAUGCCUCAAACCGCAUGAACGCUCAGAAUCUCGCUGUGUGCUUCGGGCCCGUAUUGCUGAGCCAAGGUGCAGGAGGGGCAGGGGCCCGCAGCCCCCGCCUGCAGCAUCGCACCAUCACCAGCACCAUGGACUUCAAGAACCAUAUUGAAGUGUUGCAUUACCUACUUCAGGCUUGGCCAAGUGAGUAUUAUUUAUCAUCAGAGAACACAAAUGAUACGUUCGACAACAUGAAUGAUGAAGUUAAAGCUCAGUACAAAAACAGUAUAGAAAUGUCGAGACAAGAUAUAAUUCACAGCCCAGAGGAGGAGAGGAGGGGCUCCUCCCUGAGAGAAAGAGACUGCGCACAGAAGCAGGAACAGCACAAAGAAAAAGGCGCCCACCCUCCUGCUGCUCACUCGCUCGCUCAUCAGUCGCCCUAA
This is a messenger RNA of Anolis sagrei ordinatus, 757 nucleotides long. The record is from RefSeq and is a predicted model, not a curated record. NCBI's taxonomy places the organism in Eukaryota, Metazoa, Chordata, Lepidosauria, Squamata, Anolidae.